Messenger RNA from Zea mays, 1209 nucleotides. RefSeq lists its product as uncharacterized. Gene Ontology annotation, molecular function: transcription cis-regulatory region binding. Gene Ontology annotation, cellular component: nucleus. Bases 99 to 854 code for a protein of 251 amino acids. The transcript has 2 exons. Lineage: Eukaryota; Viridiplantae; Streptophyta; Magnoliopsida; Poales; Poaceae. The record is from RefSeq and is a predicted model, not a curated record.
AGCGCAAACAUCAUACGCUCCUCACGAGUCACGACCGCACCUCCCGCUCGAUCCAUUCUCUCUCCGUCCGCCCGCCCGCCCGCCCGUUCAACGCGCGGAUGGCGCCGUCGCGCCGCCACCCGCCGGCGGCGUGGACGACCGAGCCGUGGAGCGACGGGGAGACGUCCACGCUGCUCGACGCGUGGGGCGCGCGCCACCUCCGCGAGUGCGGCGGCGCGCUCCGCCCCGCUGACUGGCGGGCGUGCGCCGACGCCGUCACCUCCCGCCGCGCCGCGGCCGGGCGGGCCCCGCGCACCGUCGACCAGUGCAAGAACCGCCUGGAUUAUCUCAAGAAGCUGCUCAGGGCCGAGCGCUCCAGGGCUAAGGGAGCCCGGCCGACGACGCCGCCGUUCUCGGGGUGUCUCGACCGCCUCCGCACGCUGCUGCACCUCGCCCCCUCCGCUCCUCCCGGGUUCGGGCACCGUAUCGGCGCCACGAGGACGUGGACGAAGGUGGAGGAGGAGGAGGAGGAGGAGGAGGAGGAGGAGGAUGAGGAGGAGAAGGCGAGCGGCGGGGCUCCUCUGCCCCGCUACUGGCCGCCGGUGCCCAAGCGGCCGAGGACGGCGGUGUCGCUGUCGCCGUUGAGCGCCGCCUCCGGGGAGCACCCUGGAGGCGGCGGGAGGAGCUGCACGGAAGUGGCGGCAGCUCUGGAUAGGCUUGCCGGGACGUACGAGCGGGUGGAGGCGUCGAAGCAGAGGGAGGCGAUGCGUGAUCUCGAGAUCGAGCGUGUGCGGCUCCUCGUCGACGUCGAAGUCACCGCCUCCGCCGGUGUCGAUGGCGCCGCCGCUGCCACAACCGCAGCCGGCGACAUCUAGUUGAGGGACUUGGAUAACAGGCUGGCCAAGGUAGCCAAUUCCAGCCUAUAUAUAAUUUUUCUCAAAGAGACGAUCUCGUCAUGGAGAUACAAGUCACUUGAUGUGAUGUUCUUCUGAAAAGUUAAAUCGGUUUAGGUUACAGGAAAAGCUUAGCCAGAUUUAGGAUACCACAUGUUGAGAUUUUGUAGCCUGAAAAGUAUCUCUGUUAAUGUUAGCUAUUCAGGCUUCACUUCGGUAACUAGCGCUGUGAUCCCUCUUGAUGUACAGCCUAUUCGGCUGCUCAGUUUCUAGACGUUCUGAUCAUCCGGUUCAUAUGAUAUCUUGGAUGCUUUCUCUGAUGCUAUAGUUCUUAUGA